Paramecium tetraurelia is the source of this 1329-nucleotide messenger RNA. RefSeq lists its product as uncharacterized. Gene Ontology annotation, molecular function: protein binding. The record is from RefSeq and is a predicted model, not a curated record. NCBI's taxonomy places the organism in Eukaryota, Ciliophora, Oligohymenophorea, Peniculida, Parameciidae. The transcript has 6 exons.
AUGUCUGCAUAAAUCUAAGUUUGUUUAGACACGUUGGCUUUUGAUUAAAUUGAAGAAAUAGUUUUGAUUAAUGGAUAGCCUUCAGUCGAGUUAACUGUUUAUACACCCUUUAGUUAAUACUGUUUUGAAAGCAGCAAACCAAUCAAGGAAUUCUAUGAAUAUGUAUAACAUAUCCAGAAACAUUGUUUCAUGUUGUUAAGCCUUGACAAAGCUUAAAUCGAUCUCCUACAAAGUGUGAAGGACAAAGCCAAAACAAUCAUCGCGAUUAAUUAAUUAAUUGGUGAGCUAUUAUAUAGAAGAGAUCUGAUUACUAAAUAAAAAACCAUCAACUUAUUAGGUUUGAAUCAAUAAAUUUAAGUUUAUUCGCAAAUCAAAGCUUUAAUUCCGAAUAUAGUCAUGGGCUUCAAAAUCUCCGAUUCUAAUCUUACUGUGUCAUAGAUGAUAAUCGUCAAUUAGUUUUUGGUUGUCACUUUGGAGAAUCAGAGUUAAUUAUAAAAGUUUGGCAAAAUUUGGAAUCUGAUUGAACCUGAAAUUAUGGGUUAGAUGAUCGUAUUUGUAAUUGGAGAAGCAACCCCAUUUCAUAGAAUCUUUGAUAAAUAUUAUAGUUUCAAAUUAUUUUGUGUGGAAAAUAUCAAUGAUAGAUUGGUUGUAGGCACAUGCUAAGGAUCAUUGAUUAUAUACUAAAUAACUGAACAUUCUAUAUAAGAGAAAACAACUAUUUAAGUCUUGACGUCUCCCAUAUAUAGAAUCCAUCAUUUUAAUGAAGAAGUUUAUCUUGUCACAGAUAGUUAAGUCAAGAUUUUGGAUAGAUAGAAUUUUGAUUUGAUUGGAGGAGGAAGUCUUAAAAAUAGAUUGUAAGCAGCUUGGAUUUCUUGUUUAAAUUUUGAUGAUAAAGAGAAACUCUUGUUUUUAGGUACUUCACAAGGUUUCAUACUUGUUUAUAAAAGGACUGAAAAACUAGAAUACUUAAAUCAAAUCAAUUUUAAUGUCAAUACUUCAAUCAAAUCAAUUCAAAUUAUGGAAAAUUAUCUUUAUCCAUGCACUGAAAAUGGAGUUGCUAUUAUAUAAAUGAAAUAUAUGGAUAAUCAAUUCUAAUAUUAAGAGAAAACAGCAUUUGCAAGUUAGUUAAAAUUAGUUGGGUUCAAAAGAACAUAGAGUUCUGUAUUUGGAUUUACUUAAUGUGGAUUAUUAGUAUAAUGGAACCCAGAAAAUGGAUAAAUGAAUUAAGCAUAUAAAGUAGAUAAAAAUUGUUUAUUUGGAUUACAAAAAUCGAAUUCAAUAUUUAUUGUUACAAGUGAACAAAUGAUACAUAUAGUUAAUUUUUAAUGA